CCCAGCAACGCCAUAAUAUCAUUCCUCGCCCUAUCUCACCGUAUUCAUCACUAUGCUCCGCCAAACCCAACCCGAGCGAGGCAGCGCACCAGCAGAGGACUCGGGUUCCGGUUCCGACAAGCGCGCCAGAGAAGAUUCAAGCUGUACCCCUGAUCCAGACUCAGCAUCAUCUGGCGGACACCAACAAGACGUAAAGAGAACCAGGGUUGACGCAUCAGAGACGGAAGCCACGGGCUCAAGCCUAGAUUUCGCCAGUUCCGCAAGCCCGCCAACCCUACUGAGUUUCCAGACGGGCCAUGCGGCGAGGGUGUCGGACGAGGCAUGGACGAAAUAUCUUUGCGACAAUCAUGGUGUCGACGACAUUCUGUUCAGGGCUGAGGACGGCGACUUGACCCUCGUCAUCGUAGGGGGUUGGUCCCGUACCGUAUCCGUAUGGGAGAGCAGCAUUGCGAGCGCCUCCAUUGUGAAUGCGAAUAAACUUAACGAGGUCUUUCCCACGUGGAGUUUUUUGAUCGCAAGGACGUAUGAGCCGAAGGCACACGGCCAUUUCCCCGUGGCUGAGCUCGUUUCGUCAACACCACGAGUGUUCCAUUAUCUGGUCGCUGCGGCGCACAACGAGCCGCUGCCAAAUCACUUCAGCCUUGAAGAGCUUCGGGACAUCGCCAGGCUCAGCCACCGAUUUCAGGCGCUGCCUCUAAUCGCGAAAUACGUGCGGGGAUGGAUGUCCACCCCAAUCGACACGGCGUUGCUCAUGGACGAUAGCACCAGUGAGUACUGCCAUCAAUUGGAGUAUCUCUGGUGCGCCUAUGAGUUUGGCAUGCCGGAUCUGUUUCGUCGGUGCUGCGCAGAGAAGCCUACAUAA
Messenger RNA from Canariomyces notabilis, 862 nucleotides. RefSeq lists its product as uncharacterized. NCBI's taxonomy places the organism in Eukaryota, Fungi, Ascomycota, Sordariomycetes, Sordariales, Chaetomiaceae. Bases 53 to 862 code for a protein of 269 amino acids. The transcript has 3 exons. The record is from RefSeq and is a predicted model, not a curated record.